AUGCCAGGCAUCGACAGGCUGCUGGUGCAGUCUGAUUCUGAGGACUGCUUUGAGAAGCUUGGUCGUUUCGGAUGUUUGGAUGGUGCGCCCUUCCGAGAAAUGAGCUGGUUUCAGAUUGGACUGAAGCUACCGGGAGGGCAAGAAGCAGACAAUAGCACUGGUCCACCCAUGAGUUUCCAGUGGAACGAGGGGCCUGGCUUCGUCCCUCACGUGGAAGGAGCCCUGGUGCAAUCGGCUCGCGCGGUGGCGUGGUCGCCAGCCCAUUCCCUGAUUUUUCGGUCCGUUUUCCCCGGCAGCCGUGGCAACCUUUCGGUGAUUGCGCGAGCUGUUGUGGAGGUCACCGAAGUGGCUUCAGAGGACCGGCUGGACGACAAAGAGACGCUAGGCGACCUGGGCGCAGUCCGAUGCCCAAGGGACCCAGGGAUCAGCGUCCCACCCAUUCCCACUGCCAAGAUCUACGUAUGCGAUGCUUCCGGGACUUUGAUCUCCACCCUGAUGCCCGGACAGAAGGCACUCAUCGAGAGCCCCACCGGUGUGGCGCACUUUCGUAGCAUGUGGGAGCUGUCUGGCUGGGCUGCGGAGGUGGGGAAACAAUACUUCGAGGAGGCGCGUCAGAGUGGCACCUCCAGCUUUCAGGCUGGAACUGUCCAUGUGGCGAUUCGAGCCGUACGCGGCAACCAUCACUUCUUCGUGGUGGCGGCCUCGCAGCGCAACGCCUUCGCGGAUCCCUCCAUGGAGCUGAUCUGCAGCGCGGCGCAGGGCAUCGUCGUUUCACCGUAUCCUGCUGUGGCCAUCGUCCUGGUGCUUUGCUUCAUCUUGAUCCAGAUCAAUGCGAGGUGCUCCGUGGAAUUGCUAUGGCCGCCCUUGAAGUUGUGGAUUUUCAAGGGGUAUACCCUCUGGUGA
Messenger RNA from Cladocopium goreaui, 903 nucleotides. NCBI's taxonomy places the organism in Eukaryota, Dinophyceae, Suessiales, Symbiodiniaceae. The record is from the annotation of a GenBank genome assembly.